Messenger RNA from Vicugna pacos (alpaca), 5423 nucleotides. The record is from RefSeq and is a predicted model, not a curated record. Lineage: Eukaryota; Metazoa; Chordata; Mammalia; Artiodactyla; Camelidae.
CCUUCUCCCUCUGCUCUGCCCCCAGGAAUGAGACCGUGCUGCACCAGUUCUGCUGCCCAGCCGCCGACGCCGAGCAGAAGCCCGCCUGCUCCGACCUGGCCUCCCAAAGAUUGAAAUGCUAGAACACAAGUACGGGGGCCACCUGGUGUCCCGGCGCGCCGCUUGCACCAUCCAAACCGCCUUCCGCCAGUACCAGCUCAGCAAGAACUUCGAGAAGAUCCGCAACUCGCUCCUGGAGAGCCGCCUGCCACGGCGCAUCUCCCUGCGCAAGGUGCGCGCGCCCACCGCCGAGAGCCUGGCGGCCGAGCGGGCGCUCCUGGAGGGCUGCGCGAGCGCAGAAGCCGGAGUUGGGGGAGCCCAGCGCGCCAGCCCGCCCGGGGCUGCGGGGCCAGCGGCGGAGGAGGACGAGGAGGCGGCCGAGGAGGUGGGGAAAGGGGCCGAGGCCGAGGCCGCCGACAACUCGGAGCAGCUGAGCAGCAGCAGCACGUCCACCAGAUCCGCCAAGUCGGGCUCAGAAGCGUCGGCUUCGGCCUCCAAGGAGGCCCUGCAGGCCAUGGUCCUGAGCCUGCCCCGCUACCACUGCGAGAACCCGGCCAGCUGCAGGUCCCCCACGCUCUCAACCGACACCCUGCGCAAGCGUCUGUACCGCAUCGGCCUCAACCUCUUCAACAUAAACCCGGACAAGGGCAUCCAGUUCCUGAUCUCGCGAGGCUUCAUCCCCGACACCCCCAUUGGAGUGGCCCACUUCCUGCUCCAGCGCAAGGGCCUCAGCCGCCAGAUGAUCGGAGAGUUCCUGGGCAACAGCAAGAAGCAGUUCAACCGCGACGUGCUGGACUGCGUGGUGGAUGAGAUGGACUUCUCUGCCAUGGAGCUGGACGAAGCUCUGCGGAAGUUCCAGGCGCACAUCCGCGUGCAGGGCGAGGCCCAGAAGGUGGAGCGGCUCAUAGAGGCCUUCAGCCAGCGCUACUGCAUGUGCAACCCCGAGGAGGUGCAGCAGUUCCACAACCCCGACACCAUCUUCAUCCUGGCCUUCGCCGUCAUCCUGCUCAACACCGACAUGUACAGCCCCAACAUCAAGCCCGACCGGAAGAUGCUGCUGGAGGACUUCAUCCGCAACCUGCGGGGUGUGGACGAUGGCGCCGACAUCCCCAGGGAGCUGGUGGUCGGCAUCUACGAGAGGAUUCAGCAGAAGGAGCUCAGGUCCAACGAGGACCACGUCACGUACGUCACCAAGGUGGAGAAGUCCAUUGUGGGCAUGAAGACAGUGCUGUCGGUGCCCCACCGCCGCCUGGUCUGCUGCAGCCGGCUCUUCGAGGUGACGGACGUGAACAAGCUGCAGAAGCAGGCCGCGCAUCAGAGAGAGGUGUUCCUCUUCAACGACCUGCUGGUGAUUCUCAAACUUUGCCCCAAGAAGAAGAGCUCUGCCACGUACACCUUCUGCAAGUCCGUGGGCCUGCUGGGCAUGCAGUUCCACCUCUUCGAGAACGAGUAUUACUCUCAUGGCAUCACGCUGGUGACCCCGCUCUCGGGCUCCGAGAAGAAGCAGGUGCUGCAUUUCUGCGCCCUGGGCUUGGACGAGAUGCAGAAGUUUGUGGAGGACCUGAAGGAGUCCAUCGCGGAGGUGACGGAGCUGGAGCAGAUCCGGAUAGAGUGGGAGCUGGAGAAGCAGCAGGGGGCGAAGACGCUCUCCUUCAAGGCAGGUGGAGCCCAGGUGGACCCACCGUCGAAACAGGGAUCGCCCACGGCCAAAAGGGAAGCGGCCCCCCCGGGGGAGAAGGCAGCGGAGAGCACGGUGGAGGUGUCAAUUCACAACAGGCUUCAAACGUCCCAGCACAACCCCGGGCUGGGGGCCGAGAGGGGAGCGCCGGCACCAGACCUGCAGCCUAGCCCCUUGAGGGAGCAGCCCCUGCCGCUGCCUCUGCCGCCACCCACACCCCCUGGGACCCUGGUGCAGUGCCAGCAGAUUGUCAAGGUCAUCGUCCUGGACAAGCCCUGCUUGGCCCGCAUGGAGCCCCUGCUGAGCCAGGCUCUCUCCUGCUACGCAGCGUCCUCCUCUGACUCCUGUGGCUCCACGCCCCUGGGUGGCCCAGGCUCCCCGGUCAAGGUCAUCCAUCAGCCCCCACUGCCCCCGCCUCCGCCCCCCUACAACCACCCUCACCAGUUCUGCCCACCCGGCUCCCUGCUGCACCGGCGCCGCUGCUCCAGUGGCUCCAGGAGCCUGGUGUAGCCUCUGUCCCCGACCGCUCUCCGCCACGCUGCUGCCCCAGGACCUGGGAUGCAGCCAGCAGCCCCCACUGCCCCAUCACCUGCUGCUCCCCACGCCCGGCACACUGUGUUCCUGGUCACCCAUCACUGUCGUUCUGGAAAGAGAAUCCCGCCCCCUGGCACCUGGUUGCCUGGCCCCGGCUUCCCUCACUCAGCUGAGCAGGCCUCCCCCUGAAUCUGCAGGCACCCCUCACUCCCUGGGGCCCUACACAGCCAGGCACGCCGGGCCUCCUCUUCCCCCACCACCAUUCUGGCCACUUGGACCAUGGACAGGGGAAACAGGAGCCAAGGGCCUAGCCAGCUUCCAGGCCAAGUCUGUUGGGCCCCAGGCCUCAGGCCAGGCAGGCAGGCACUGGGGGCUGGGUGACCAGCACCCGAGACUUGGACAGAGGUGGUCUGGUUCGCUGCCCCGGCACUAGGUGCCACACUGGGUGGGCAACAGUCGGCCCUGGGUCCCUGGACGGCCAGGUCGGGUGGGAGUGUGCGGAGGGGCUUUGCUGCCCCUGCCCCCCGGGCCCAGCAGUCUGAGGGGCAGUAUCCCCAGGGACGUUGGCCGUCCUGACCACAGCCUCCCCCUGCUCACGGCCUUCUCCUGCAUUCUCAGAGCUGGGGCCCGGCCUGCCCAGGGCGCGAAACUUCAGGAGAGCUUCGAGAAAGGCGGGGGGAAGGGGGUGCCCCUCGGCUCUCUCAGCCAGCCCAGCAGAGCCCUGGAGGCAUGAGGUCCUGUAUCUACAAAACGCAAGUGUUAAGGGUUUCUUGCUCUCUAGCUCCAAAUAAUGCCAGCCAGAGCAAAGUGCACCCAGGGCAGAAAUACACACCCACAUGGGAGAACCAGGUCCAACCACGUGCAGAGGUAGAAGCAGGUGAGGUGGGGGAUCUGCCCAGGCACACGCAGCCAGCAGACACAGGAUUCCCACAGGUCAGGGCACCCUCCUUAGUGACUUCCGCGGUCCCCAGGAGGGACUUGAUGCAGAAGGGGCAGGAGAAGCAGGUGCUCCAGAGGCCUUUGCCUGCCCCCUGCCGCCAUCCCAAACCAGCCCUGAGGCCUUUAAGUCCUCCCCCUCCCAUCUCCCCCGCAAGGCCCCAGGCUUGCCUCCAGUCAGGGUGGCUGAAACCCUCAAAACUGCAAAGGAGAGCCAAGCAGGGCUCGCUGUCCUCCCUGGGGCCCAGCAGAAUCAGAGCCAACCUCUGUGCAGCCCCCUCCCGCCACAGAGCCUAGGCAGCCCAUCCUCAAAGACCCCAGGGUGGGUGCCCUGGCUGGCCCCAAGCACGGCCCUUUCAGGGACUGUCUCUUACAAGCCAGGCUGGACCCUUCUCUGGUCCUGAGCCAACAGUUCGCUGCUGUCCUUUGUUGAGAUCCCCUCCCACUAGGAGCCCAGGCCCAAGAUGUCCCAAGAGACGGAAGCGAACAUCGGUCCAGAGUGAAUCUGCUCUCUGCACCCCACCCCCACCCCCGCCACAGCCCCUGGGGCCGUCAGGAGGCUUGGAUGCCUCCUCCUCCCAGAGGUCCCAGGUGACCUAGUUUCGUGUGUAUGUGAGUGAUCGCCAGACGUCAUUAUGAUGUCACCCAGCGAGUUUAUUUCUGGCCCUGUCUGUGUCAGCCGGGUGUCCAUAACGUGUGACCAGUUUGCCACCACCUCCCGCGGUGGCUCCCAGCCCAUCUCCCCGCACCCCCCCCCGGUCCUUGUUGCUCUGGCCCCUCUCCCAUGUCUUUUCUGUAACAGGGUCACUCCAAUCAGGGCCUUUCGGAAAGGAGCGGCUGACCCGUGGGUUCACACACGCAGUGCCCUCGGCCUGGGCAGCAGGGUGGGGGUGCAGGAGGAAGUGGAGUUGUGGGGUGGGGGGGUGAGUCUCAGAUGCAGGGCUGGGAGCAGAGUGGAGCUACGGGCCGGCAGCAGGGCUGUGAGCUAUGCAGAAAGAGGGGCUACGCGUGGCUAGGUGUCUAUGGCAGGGACCGUGGGUGCCAGGCUGCUGAGCAAGCACACAGUCCCGGCCGCCAGGAGUCCCCCCGUCCCCCGUUCACACGCUGUGGCCAGCUGACAAGUGCCCUCUUCCCACUCUGCCAAAGCCCAGACUUUCCAGACUGGGGCCAUCAGGGUCCCCGGGCUGGUGCGUGCACAGAACCUCUCUCUGAGGGCCCGGACGCUGGGGCAUCUCAGCGCCCUUCUCCAGGUGGGGGCUUUCCCUCCCAACCCCAUCACUGCAGCGGCUGCCCCGGAUACCCCAACAGCACCGGGAGUCCUGGCCUAGGCAGCAGACCAGCCUGUACUCAGCAGCACAUGGAGCCAAUCCUGAGCUGCAAGGGGCUUUUAAUCCCCGAAGGCCUGGGACAGGGUGCCCCUGGCAAUCCCCACAGUAGGGGAAGCGAGGUCCCAGCACCUGUAACCUCCCUCCCCUGAUCAGCCAACAGGCUAAGGUUGGGACCCUCCUCUGUCCCCGUCCCCAGAGCCUCACCCUUAGACAGCUGGGACGAGCCUCCUGCCCUCCCCGUGGCAGGGGCCACAUCAGGGCCUCCAUCCUCCCCGAGGGCCCAGCUGGAGAUGCUCCCGGGCCCUCCUGCCCUCCUCAGGCCGAGGGGGCAGUGGAGCGCUGACUGAGCCCCAGACACAGCCUCCUGGUACCUGCCUGGGCACCCCGAGAUGGCCCCAAUUUGUCAGCCCUCCAGGCCUUACUUCAGGGACGGAGCCACCUCCCAGUUUUAUCCAUCUGGCCCCAACUCCAGAAUCAGGAGUGGGAGAUGGAACUAGCUUUCCACCCACUUUGGGGCCAGCCCACCUCCAGAGCUGGAGCAAGACCCUGCGGGGCAGCUGGUCCUGGGAACCCAGCUGCCUAUGUGCAAAGGCACCACGUGCUCGGCCCUGGGCCCCUGACCCCCCAGCAACCCCCACGGCCUGCCAGAUGUCUCUUUGUGCCAAUAGGCUUCCCUGAUAACCAUCGGUCCGUCUGUCCCUGUGUCCUGCUGUACAUACAUCCUUGCGGCACCCCUCCACCCGCACACGCCCCGUCACCUGUGGGAGAGAAACCGCGCUAGGGAAAGGCAGGGCGGCUGCACCCAGCGACUGAUCCAAAUGGCAAAUAUUUUGUAACAAAAUAGCCCAGAGGUAUUUUAUCUGUUCAAUUCAUAGAGUUUAGAGAUUAUAUUGAAAUAUGUCACUUGA